ACCGGAGCGGAGCCAUGGGGAAGCUGCAGGAAUUUGACAUCACUUUUACCAACAACAAGGUGGUUUACGGCCCGGGGGAGUCCAUCAGCGGCACCGUGAGGAUCCGAACCGGCACCUCUCUGCAGUACAAAGCCAUCAAGGUGAACUGUCAGGGCUCAUGUGGGAUCACAAACAAAUUGAACGAUGCCUCUUGGAGUCUGGAGGAGCAGUACUUCAACAGCACACUGUCGGUGGCAGAUAAAGGAACCCUGUCGGCCGGUGAACACAGCUUCCCGUUCCAGUUUCUCAUUCCAGUCGCCGCCCCCACCUCUUUCGAAGGACCCUUUGGUAAGAUCGUGUACCGUGUUCGUGCAGCCAUCGACACGCCUCGCUUCUCGAAGGACUACAAAGCCCAGAAGCCCUUUUACCUUCUCAACCUGCUCAACCUCAACCAGGUGCCGGACAUCGAACAUUCGAGUUACGCUGUGACCACUAAGAAGUUUAAUUACCUCCUGGUGAAGACCGGGACCCUGAUGCUGAAGGCUCGCAGUGACCUGAGGGGUUACAUCCCCGGUCAGGUCAUCAAGUUGGCCACCGAGAUUCACAACAAGUCUGGGAAGGAUACGGGCUGUGUCCUGGCCAGUCUGAUCCAGAAAGUGACCUAUAAGACCAAGCGGCCUGUGUUCGACCUGCGAACCAUCGCCGAGGUGGAAGGCGCCGGCGUGAAGGCGGGAAAACACGCCGAGUGGAGGGAGCAGAUCAUCGUCCCUCCUCUUCCUCAGUCGGCGCUGGCUGGCUGCAGCCUCAUAGACAUCGACUACUUCAUUCAGGUUUCAUUAAAGUCUCCGGACGCCGUCGUCACUCUGCCCAUCUACAUCGGGAACAUCGCUGUGAACUUGUCUCCGUCCAGGACCGUGCCGUCCAGUCCGGACCACUUGGGCGUGGGCGUCCCUCUGAGCGCCACAGGGGUGACCCCCAGCGCCCCGCCUGCAGAGGAUGACCUGGAGGAGGAGCUGUGUGCGGGAGGCGUGGCCAGCGAGGAGAUUCCCACUAAGAGCCACUCCCAGCAGGAUCCGUCGGGACCGCCCCCGGUCACCAUGUCCCCCAGCGCCUUCAGCCACGCGCCGGGGGCGGCGCUGCCCCCCAGCCACCGGCGGCCGGACGCCUCGGCCCCGCUGUUCUGCGUGUCCACGGGGGCCACCAUACCGUUCUACACCGAGGGGAACGUGACCCCGGUGCCCACAUCCUGCUCCCUCAUCCUGCCCCCAGAGUACAGCAGCUGGGACUAUCCUCAUGAGCCUCCGCCCACGUACGAGGAAAGCUGCAGCAGCGCCAACUCCAGUUUCAACAGCAGGCAGUAGAGGGCGCUAACCAAGCAGCCAUCUGGCCACGCCCACUCGCCGCCGUCUGCGCUCGCCUCCGGACAAAUGGGGACGGAGACUCGCCGGGUUGAACGGACGAAAGACGAAUCCACGGCGACGCUCCAGAGACCGUUCAUUUGUCCUGUAGGAAGGAACGGAGGGAUGGUGACUUUUAUUUCCAGCAGGUCGACAUCACUGUGCCUACGAGGGUUCGGGAUAUCCAGUCAUCGCACUUCUGUGGGGGCGGGGUCAACUUUGUUGUUUAUUCUCUCUUUUUUUUUUCUCCCUCAUCUGUGAUGCCUUGAAAACAAAAGGUGAACGUUAAACCAGGAGGUGUUUGUUCAGCUACGGAACCUCUGUCUGUCCUUUCUACAGGGUGAAUCAAAAAAAAACUACACAUUCUGAAAAACGACCCCAGUUCCGCAUUUGAUAAUUUUUGUAAUUUUCUUUUGUGGAUGUCUGUAGGUAGAGGACUGGUGGGUAUUUGUCCACAUUUACAGACCCAGGUUUACAUGCAUGAGUGGGCAUGGGACAGUUGUGCAAUCCAAGUUAAAACUGGUUUGUGCGAAGUAGCGGUGGAUUUAAAUCUAAUCAAAGGUCAUGAGAGGGGCCGAU
This is a messenger RNA of Sphaeramia orbicularis (orbiculate cardinalfish), 1955 nucleotides long. RefSeq names its product arrestin domain containing 1b (gene arrdc1b). Bases 15 to 1340 code for a protein of 441 amino acids. NCBI's taxonomy places the organism in Eukaryota, Metazoa, Chordata, Actinopteri, Kurtiformes, Apogonidae. Gene Ontology annotation, biological process: protein transport. The transcript is spliced from 8 exons. Gene Ontology annotation, molecular function: ubiquitin protein ligase binding; ubiquitin-like ligase-substrate adaptor activity. Gene Ontology annotation, cellular component: cytoplasm. The record is from RefSeq and is a predicted model, not a curated record.